AUGUCAUCAUCAUCAUUGCCACUGCAUAUGUAUAUUAGACCAUUGACGAUAGAAGAUUGCGAUGCGUCAGUUGCUCUUGAAUCGCAGGGGUUCCCACCAGAGGAAAGAGCUGGAAAGGAGAAGAUCGAGUUUAGAUUGAAGGAGUGUCCCGAGCUUACUUCGGGGCUAUUCAUCAGGGAGGUCAAGGGUACCCAGAUUCUCGGAGAGAAGCUUAUUGGGCAUAUUCUUGGUACCAAGUUGCCAAUCCCAAAGAACGGAACCAAGGAAACGACUUUUAUAACCAACGAAAGCAUGGCAUUUACUCACGACGAUGCAUCGCCUGUGAUUGCUGUUCACUCGGUAGUCAUUGAUCCUCAACACCAGAAGAAGAACUUGGCUACGCUUCUACUAACCGAUUACAUCCAGAAAAUGUCUAACCAGGAGAUUGGUGAUCAGAUUGUCAUCAUUGCCCAUAAAGAACUCGUACCAUUCUACGAAAGAAUUGGCUUCAAGUUGGUGGGUGAAAACAAGUCCGUGACAAGUAAGGACGGUAAGGUCUGGUGUGACAUGGUGAGGGAGUUGGUAAAGGAAGAAUAUGAAACCUGA
Messenger RNA from Kluyveromyces marxianus DMKU3-1042, 585 nucleotides. RefSeq names its product polyamine acetyltransferase (gene PAA1). The record is from RefSeq and is a predicted model, not a curated record. Gene Ontology annotation, molecular function: aralkylamine N-acetyltransferase activity. NCBI's taxonomy places the organism in Eukaryota, Fungi, Ascomycota, Saccharomycetes, Saccharomycetales, Saccharomycetaceae. The transcript has a single exon. The coding region runs from base 1 to 585 and encodes 194 amino acids. Gene Ontology annotation, cellular component: cytoplasm.